AUGUCAUCCAGCUACCACCCUCAAGGCCAUCAUGAUUGGGGCGAUGGUUUAUCAUUGCGUCCGCAUCUGCACAGCAUCAGAUUUCCGCCGCAGCUGUGCUUUCUGGCCCCACUUCCAGUAGAGCUUUUUUGCUGUCCGAUUGUCCGAGACAUUCUUGCAUCCAUGGCUGCGACCGUCCAGACCCGUGCUGCGAUCUGGGUGAGCCCCAAGCGCGUUGCCAUCUCAGUCGUGGCGGCUGGUGCCAUCAGCGCACUGCUCCUGGUGGCUGCUGGGGGUGCCACGUUGGGUGCUGGCAAUGGACUCCUGAAGAAAGAUGAUGCACCAGUGGCACCAAUGAAGGCUGAAAGCGGUGGUGAGCGACAUCCCAUCAUGCGAAAAGAGAUGCCGCUGGAGGCUGUGGAAGCGUCGAAGGAGCGUCCUGCUCAAUGGGGCAGCAUCAUGCGCAAAGAAGCCAGAGAGGCUCCGAUCCCUGGGAAAGCUGCUCGAGGUCCCGCAAUGUGCGUGGCCUGUGUCUUUGGAGUUCUGGCCAUCUACAGCUUCGGGCAGCAGCUCAGGAGCGCCUUCCACUUGUUGUGUCAGGGCUUUGGUUUGGACGUCAAGCAGAAGUAAAGCCCGUGGCACGAGCAUCGGCGGAUCAAAA
Molecule: messenger RNA, 640 nt
Organism: Cladocopium goreaui
Lineage: Eukaryota; Dinophyceae; Suessiales; Symbiodiniaceae
Source: the annotation of a GenBank genome assembly